AUGGGUUCGGCACCAGAAGUGUUGGCUCGGAGAAGUGGUGGCAAGCUCAUUGGAGCUCGGGUUCUACAGUACUUAAAUGGAGGCCCUCUCUCCUUCCAGACCUACCAAGCCAUCGUUCUGAUUGUAACAUUUUUGGCUUAUACUAGUUAUCAUGCUACCAGAAAAACCACAAGUAUUGUAAAGAGUGUCCUCGAUCCCCAAUCACCAGAUAUAGGCCUGACCUUCUUUCGGUUUAGGCCGACCAAUGUUAGUGAGUCAAAUGGAUUAAGGAGUGUUUCUUCGAAACUUGGAGCUGGUUGGGCACCCUUUAAUGGAUCAGAUGGGACAUCCCUUCUUGGUCAAUUGGAUGUUGCUUUUCUUGCAGUGUAUGCUUUUGGGAUGUAUUUUUCUGGACAUUUGGGUGAUCGAUGUAAUUUGAGAAUUUUUUUAACCGUGGGGAUGGUAGGAACUGGCUUGUUUACUUCACUGUUUGGAGUAGGGUACUGGGGAAACAUCCACAACUUCUACUAUUUCUUAGUGGUUCAAAUGCUUGCUGGAUUGUUCCAAUCCACUGGAUGGCCUUCUGUAGUUGCUGUUGUGGGUAACUGGUUUGGAAAGAGCAAGAGAGGGUUGAUCAUGGGAAUUUGGAAUGCUCACACUUCCAUUGGGAAUAUUGUUGGUUCUUUGAUUGCUUCUGCUAUGUUAACCUAUGGAUGGGGGUGGUCCUUUGUUUUACCAGGACUAAUAAUUGCUUUCAUUGGUUUGGUGGUUUUCCUUAUAUUGCCGGUUACACCCGAGUCUGUAGGGGCUGAUAGAGAAGAAGAUGAAAUCAGUUAUCCUAUAAAAAGUGGAGAAGAAGCUGCUGAGCCUUUGUUAAGGCAAGAGACUCCAAUUGAGGAGAAAGAAGCAGUUGGGUUCUUAGAGGCAUGGAAAAUUCCUGGGGUUGCUCCAUUUGCCCUCUGUCUGUUUUUUGCCAAAUUAGUUGCAUAUACCUUUCUCUAUUGGCUCCCAUUCUAUGUUAGCCACACAGCAAUUGAUGGGAAAUAUCUAUCUAGUGGGACAUCAGGAACUCUAUCCACUUUAUUUGAUGUUGGAGGAGUGCUGGGAGGAAUUCUAGCGGGCCACAUAUCUGAUCGCUUAGAAGCUAGAGCCAUUACAGCAGCAAGUUUCAUGUACUGUGCAAUUCCCGCUCUCUUCUUCUAUAGAAGUUACGGGCACGUUUCCUUGAUUGUAAAUGGAGCGUUAAUGUUCGUCACUGGCAUGUUCGUGAACGGGCCUUAUGCUCUUAUAACCACUGCAGUUUCAGCUGACCUGGGAACACAUAAGUCAUUGAAGGGUAAUUCACGAGCUCUUGCAACUGUCACAGCAAUCAUUGAUGGAACCGGUUCUAUAGGGGCUGCAGUUGGACCCUUGUUAACGGGUUACAUAUCUGCAAAGAGUUGGAGUGCUGUUUUUACAAUGUUGAUGAUAGCAGCUUUAGUUGCAGGAUUGCUUUUGACCAGGCUAGUAGUGGCAGAGGUGACUACAAAGAUUGAAGAAUCAAGGUCCAAUAGAACACCGGAAUCUUCACUCGAUGUGUAA
This is a messenger RNA of Sphenostylis stenocarpa, 1560 nucleotides long. The record is from the annotation of a GenBank genome assembly. NCBI's taxonomy places the organism in Eukaryota, Viridiplantae, Streptophyta, Magnoliopsida, Fabales, Fabaceae.